AUGAGAAGAUUUUCUAUAACAAGUUACAGCAUUUGGAUACUAGUUCUCCUCGUAGCUAUAAUAUUAGAGAUGACAUUCAUUCCCAAAUUAAUGAUAGAAAAAUUCAAAAAACCUCGUUCUGAUAUUGAAAGAACAGCUCUGAGUACUAUUACAAGACCAGUGGAUCGAAAUUUGCAACAUGGAAAGUAUGCGGUAGGUGUUUAUUAUACUAGUUGGUCACCUUAUGAGCCUCGGUUACAUUUCCCACAUGAUAUUGAUUUCAAAAGAGUGACGAAUGUCAAUUAUGCGUUUUUUGUAGUUGAUCCUAAGACUGGAAAAGUGCAGCCAACUGAUUCAUGGUCAGAUCUUGAGAUGCCGUCGCACGCUCCUGGGAUUCCUCAAGGAGUAACAGGUAUGAUUGGAGAGUUGAAUUAUUUGAAAUUACAGCGAAAUACCAAUUUCAGGCUUUUUAUGGCAGUCGGUGGGUGGUCUAAUAGGGAGGCGUUCCCUAAAAUAGUGAGAAGUGAGGAGAAGCUAAAAAAUUUUGUUAAUUCAACAAUUGAUGCAAUGUUUGAGUAUGGAUUUGACGGUAUUGAUUUGGACUGGGAAUUUCCAAAAGAUGAUGGUUACGAGCCUGGUAUGUACUUAGAAAUGUGCAGUAGGUUGCGUUCGAAAAUGGAUAAGUUGGAAGAUGAGAUAUGGGGUGCUAACAACACUGAUUAUCCAAAGUUUGAAUUGAGUGUAGCCACACCAGCAUUCUCCCAGACUUUGAAGAUAUUGCCCAUCAUCGAGAUGAAUAAAUUUGUUAGCAUUUGGAAUAUGAUGACAUAUGACUUUCAUGGGUCCUGGUCGAAAAGGACUGGAUAUCACAGUAACUUAUACGAUGGGAACAAAAAUAACGAUGAACUUAAGAAAAGGCGUUUCGAAGGUAUGGUGAUUGAUGACAACGAAGGACUCAAUGCGGAUGAUGCAAUCAAAAUAAUGGUUGAAAAUUUCAAAGUCCAUGCAAAGAAGGUGCGCUUAGGUAUGCCUGCCUAUGGGCGUGGGUUUACUAACGUCCAAACCAAAGACGAUGAUGAUCUCCUUAAUAAGAAGUAUUCAGGAGUUGGUGGAGGUUCAGAAGGUGAACCAGGUAUAUGGUUAUACAACCAGUUACCAUUGGCAAACACCGCUGAAAAGUUCGAUGAUAGGUGGGUCUCCGCCUACUGCUUUGAUAAAAACCUGAAGACGUUUGUUGGCUACGAUAAUAUCCAGUCAAUGGAAGUGAAAAGUGAUUAUGUGAAGCAGAAGCAUCUUUCAGGUGGCUUUUUUUGGGAAUCAUGUGGUGAUACUCAUAACGAUCCUAAAAGAAACCUUGUACGUGCAUUUUCUCAAGAGUUGAGCGAAAUGAGGAUUCCCACUAUAUUUAAAGACCCAAGGGCUAUAGCGUAUUACUUGAAACAUCGCCAAAAAGGAUUCUUGUAUAGUUUAUUCUCUCAACAUCUUCAGAAAAUAAAUGAGACAUCAGUUGACAAAUCAGCCGGUAACUAUAAAAAUGAAACGUUAUUACCUAAAGAUGCCUCCAAUGAACUAGAUGAAGGAGAGCCUACUCCUGCUGCAACCUAA
Molecule: messenger RNA, 1584 nt
Organism: Eremothecium cymbalariae DBVPG#7215
Lineage: Eukaryota; Fungi; Ascomycota; Saccharomycetes; Saccharomycetales; Saccharomycetaceae
Gene: CTS2
Product: putative chitinase
Exons: 1
Coding region: 1-1584 (527 amino acids)
Biological process (GO): carbohydrate metabolic process; chitin catabolic process
Cellular component (GO): extracellular region
Molecular function (GO): chitinase activity; chitin binding
Source: RefSeq, a predicted model, not a curated record